CCACUCGUUAAACUCGACUAUUCUUCAGACACGUUGCUGAAACGCAUCAUCAAUGGGAUCGCUGGACGCAGCCCUGCCAGCACUGCUGCAGCUGGCAGUGCUAGUGCUUGCAGGCAUUGGAGCUCUGGCAGCACUGAAUGCCUAUGCCAGACCCGCGCGAGACGCCGCGACUGCGUGGGACGACGGCGCCGCGCUCCGCUGCGCCGUCGACGACACGCCGCUCGUCCCGGACGGCUCGUCGACACGAAUCGAAACGUCCCGCCUCGUCGGCGAGGUGCGGUUCGUGCAGCGCCGCGAGGGCACGGCCCGCUGCGCAGUCGCGCUCGCUGCGCGGCCCACGGCGCCGCUGCCGCCACGGCUCUGGUUCGGCGUUGAGGUGGCCGAGGGCGAGUCCGAGCCGCCGCGGGCCUUGCGCGCGCUCGCGGGCACGCUCUUGACGCUGGCGCGGCGACUGAUGGGCACGGAGGUGCGCUGCGAGCUGAACACGGUGAGGCCGCUCAUCGCGUUCGACGUCGCGAGCGCCGCGACGCGCUUCGAGGCCUGGCCGUGUGCCGCGCCGGCGCCCCUCGACGCCGCCGACGGGGCUCCAGCCGAGGGCCCGGCACCCGUCGAGGCCGACCGGGCGCGGGUCCUCGCCGCGGUGAAGGAAGGGCGUCACCUGGCGCUUGCGUGGUACACGACGUAUGUCGAUUUCGAAAAAUGGUCCUGCGUUGGGCUUCCGGCCUGGCUGGGAGGCGAGGUGCCCAUCGCGCGGCUCUGGGGGAAUCGGGGGUUGCGCCUCGUGCUUUUUGGGGACGGUCCGGACGGCGCGCGGGACUACUGGCUCGAGAUAAACGUAGACCGGGCCACGAAGCCGCGGCCGCCGCCGCCGCGCGGCCUCGACGUGCUGAACGCGGCCGCGGGCCCGCGGUCGCGGUCGCUCUGCGUCGACGUCGCGGCCCUGCCCGGACUUUUGCUCAAACGGCUGCUCGGGGAAGGCCGCGACGACUCCGCUGCGUUAGCGUUCGUGGAUCGAAGCGCCCUGGCCGCGUUGAGCGACGACGAGCGCCUCGCCUUCGCCCUCAACCUGUACCACCUAUGCAUCGCGGCGGCGCAGCGCUCGGGCCGCUACGUUAUUUGGGGCCGCGACGUUCCCUGGUUCCGGCGCCGGCCGCCGUUCCUGGCGCUGGCGCGACUCGGCGUCCUUUUUCUCGCCGCGACGCCAUCGACGCGGCGUUUGAACACGGUUCCCCCGCACACAGGCCGACGCCCUGCGGCGCGCGUCCGUCGACGUCGGGGGUGUUUACGUCACGCCGCUCGCGCUCGAGCACGGCUGGCUGAGGGGGGCAACUCCGCAACGGUCAUUCGCGGCGCUCGCGCUCGCCGGUAAGCCGCCGAAUCCGCUGGCGCCGUGGGAGCCUCCAGACGUCGACGCGUGUCUGGCCCUGGCGCUCCAGUCCGGCGUCGCCGCGUGCGGGCCGGCGGCGGUGCCGGUCUAUGCCGCGGCGACGGUGCGCGCCCAACUCCGGGAAACUGCAAGGCGUGUCUGUAUCGCCUUCGCCCCACGCCUACCCCCCGUGUGUCGCUACCACGCGCACGCGUUCGGCGUCGACCGGGCACGCGUCGCGUUCGCCGUCGCCAGUCUUGCGGGGGGCGGCAUCUCGCUAGAUGCUCGCCCGGCGCCGUUCUCGUGCGCGCCAGCACUCCUGGAGCUCCUCGACGAAGACGGAGGGGAGCGCGUCGUCCGCUAA
Molecule: messenger RNA, 1730 nt
Organism: Pelagomonas calceolata
Lineage: Eukaryota; Pelagophyceae; Pelagomonadales; Pelagomonadaceae
Source: the annotation of a GenBank genome assembly